Molecule: messenger RNA, 723 nt
Organism: Triticum turgidum subsp. durum (durum wheat)
Lineage: Eukaryota; Viridiplantae; Streptophyta; Magnoliopsida; Poales; Poaceae
Source: the annotation of a GenBank genome assembly
AUGAGUGUGUCAGGGUCGGAGAGCGGGGCCUCGGCCAACAAGCCCAAGUAUUCUAAAUUCACGCAGCAGGAGCUCCCGGCAUGCAAGCCGUUGCUAACUCCCGGAAUCGUCAUCGGCGCCUUCUCGCUCAUCGGCAUCAUCUUCGUCCCGAUAGGGCUCGCGUCCCUGUCAGCGUCGCAGGAGAUUGUUGAAUUGAUAGAUCGAUACGAUGAGGAGUGUGUCACCGCCAGCGACAAGAUCGGGUUCAUCCAGGACUCCAAGGCCAAUAAGGCGUGCACCAGAAAGAUCACGGUGCCCAAGCCGAUGAAAGGCCCCAUACACGUCUACUACCAGCUGGAGAACUUCUACCAGAACCACUGGCGGUACGUCAAGAGCCGGAGCGACCAGCAGCUGCGCGACAAGGACUACAAGGACCCCCAGGCGGUGAUCAAGGCCUGCGACCCGGAGGCCACCACCGGCGACGGCUCCCUCAUCGUGCCCUGCGGCCUCAUCGCCUGGAGCCUCUUCAACGACACCUACGCCUUCUCCGUCAACAAGAAGUCGGUGACGGUGAACAAGAAGGACAUCGCCUGGGCCAGCGACAAGAACAGCAAGUUCGGCAGCAACGUCUUCCCCGUCAACUUCCAGAAGGGCGGCCUCAUCGGCGGCGGCAACCUCAAUGACAAGCUACCUGUAUGCCACCAAGUGCAUGCAGAUAUAACAGCUUCUGACGCGGCAUUCUGA